AUGCCGCUAGUGGGCCUGGGGACGUGGACGGCGACCGAUCAAGUUGCCAGUGAAGCUGUAAAAACGGCGUUGCAGUUGGGUUACAGACAUAUCGAUACCGCUUGGCAAUAUCGAAAUGGAGGUGCAAUUGGAAAGGGGAUCAAAGAAUCCGGUGUUCCUCGAUCUGAGAUCUUCCUGUGCGACAAGUUAAUCAGCACAAGGCAUACGAGGGCUGAGGAGGCCCUUGAAGAAACUCUCGAAGAGUUGGGGACCGACUAUCGGCAUCUCUGGCUGAUGCAUUGGCCCGUUCCCUUGAACCCCGAAGGAAAUGACUGGAAACUCCCGAAGCUGCCGGAUGGCAGCCCCGAUUACUACACUGGGACUUCUUCCUCGCCUUUCACGUUUGUAGACACGUGGCUAUCAAUGGAGAGUGCGUUUCGCAAAUAUCCAUCCAAACACAUGGCAUCUCUCGCAACCCUCGAGGCCGGCAGUGUGGUCCCUGCGGUCAACCAGAUCGAGAUCCACCCGCAACUGCCGCAGGACAAGGUAAUCGAAUUCUGCCGGCAGAAGAAUAUCGCAGUCGUGGCAUAUAGUCCACUGGGAAGUCCGCAGAGCACGGUUUUGACCAACCCAAAGCUGAAAACACUGGCUGAAAGCAAAGGAAAUGGCAUCGGCGUCGCCAACUUGUUGAUCAACUGGGCUUUGGCAAGGGGCUAUGGAGUCAUUCCGAAGACGACUUCACCCCGAAGAAUGACCGACAAUCUCAAACUCGUCGAUCUGACAGAAGGAGAGAUGCAAGCUAUCCGUGAUGUUGGAUUGUCGGCGCCCAAACGUUAUUGUACGCCGGCUUGGGCUGCAAAGGGUGUUUUUCUCGACGAGUCAUGA
Exophiala viscosa is the source of this 864-nucleotide messenger RNA. RefSeq names its product 2-methylbutyraldehyde reductase. Bases 1 to 864 code for a protein of 287 amino acids. Gene Ontology annotation, molecular function: aldose reductase (NADPH) activity. The record is from RefSeq and is a predicted model, not a curated record. NCBI's taxonomy places the organism in Eukaryota, Fungi, Ascomycota, Eurotiomycetes, Chaetothyriales, Herpotrichiellaceae. Gene Ontology annotation, cellular component: cytosol. The transcript has 6 exons.